Molecule: messenger RNA, 3221 nt
Organism: Chionomys nivalis (European snow vole)
Lineage: Eukaryota; Metazoa; Chordata; Mammalia; Rodentia; Cricetidae
Gene: Gja5
Product: gap junction protein alpha 5
Exons: 2
Coding region: 105-1157 (350 amino acids)
Biological process (GO): cell communication
Cellular component (GO): connexin complex
Source: RefSeq, a predicted model, not a curated record
AUAACUGUGGGCAGUUGAACGGCAGCCAGAGCCCCGAAGAAGCCAACUCCAGGGAGGAGGAGAGGAAGCAGAAGGUUCGGAGUCGGUCUCCUAAACUUGGCAAGAUGGGUGACUGGAGCUUCCUGGGGGAGUUCCUGGAGGAGGUCCACAAGCACUCCACGGUCAUCGGCAAGGUCUGGCUUACCGUCCUGUUCAUUUUCCGAAUGCUGGUCCUCGGCACCGCUGCGGAGUCCUCCUGGGGAGACGAGCAGGCUGAUUUCCGGUGCGAUACCAUUCAGCCUGGUUGCCAGAAUGUCUGCUACGACCAAGCCUUCCCCAUCUCCCACAUUCGCUACUGGGUACUGCAGAUCAUCUUCGUAUCUACGCCAUCUCUGGUCUACAUGGGCCACGCCAUGCACACAGUGCGCAUGCAGGAAAAGCAGAAGCUGCGGGAUGCGGAGAAAACCAAAGAGGCCCGUGCCGCCGGUGCCUAUGAGUGCCCGGUGGCCGAGAAGGCAGAGCUCUCCUGCUGGAAUGAAGUGGAAGGAAAGAUUGUCCUCCGGGGCACACUCCUCAAUACCUAUGUCUGCACCAUUCUGAUCCGCACCACCAUGGAGGUGGCCUUCAUCGUGGGCCAGUACCUCCUCUACGGGAUCUUCCUGGACACCCUGCACGUCUGCCGCAGGAGUCCCUGUCCUCAUCCAGUCAAUUGUUACGUCUCGCGGCCCACAGAGAAGAACGUCUUCAUUGUCUUUAUGAUGGCCGUGGCUGGACUGUCUCUCUUUCUCAGCUUGGCAGAACUCUACCACCUGGGCUGGAAGAAGAUCCGACAGCGCUUUGCCAAGUCCCGGCAGGGGAUGGAUAAGCAGAAGCUUCUUGGCGCUUCCACCAGCCUAGCCCAGAGCCUCACUUCUCCCUCUGGCUUCAACCAGUGCCUGAACAGAGUGGGGGACUUAAGUCAUAAUAUGUGUUCCCGGAAGAAUCCAGACACUCUGGCUGCAGAGGAAGUGCUGGACCAGGAGCAUAUUUCUCGAGGUUUCAACAUGCAAUAUAGCCAGAAGCCCGAGGAGCCCAAUGGAGCCUCUCUGAGCCACGACCUUCCUCCGAGCUACCGUGCUGACAAGCGCCGCCUUAGCAAGGCCAGCAGCAAAGCAAGGUCAGAUGACCUGUCAGUGUGACCCUCUGAGGGAAGGCCAGUCCCAGAAGGGAUCUCAGGAGGCUGUGACAGGAAGAAGCAGUCUCUCAGGACAGUAUAUUCUCCCACUCAGCAAUGCCAUGCUCCUUCCGGUCCCAGGUCUGGAUAGCAUUGCUCAUCCAUUCUCAAAAUCACAGUUCGAGGGUCUUCUCAAGGACAGGGCUACUCCUCAGGACUCAUCCUCUACCAGGAGACACAGUGAAGCCUUUCACGUGAUUUGUUAAAUUGGAUAGGGUGGAGGCAGGAACAGGAACCAUGACAAAUCUGACCUGGGAGGGACAGACAUGAAGAUUCAACACCAGCAACAUACCAGAUAGAAACUCCAGGUCUUGGCUUCUUUGGUACUAUCCCCCUCCUUUUUUUUUUAUUUCUUCUUCCUUUUUCUUUUUUUGGAAGAGGCCAAGCUUCUCAGUCAGUUGACAGUUUUCAAGUAAUUAGCAUUGUAUCAUCCCCUUGAAUCUGUUGCUUCCAUGGGCCAUCCCUCCGAGUGGUGCUGAGUUGACCGUGAGCUGCCCUUGGCUACACUUCCCUCCUCCCCGUCUUAAGGGGGUAUCCUUGGUCCUUGGCCAGCAUCAGUGCCUUGGUAUGUGCCUUUGGCAAGCAUCUCAUGGUGGUGAUGUGGCCUUUCUGGCAGGAGAGACACCCAGCUCCUAAGGGCGCCAAUUCCUCUAGGGAGUCACUGUACACACAGGUAGCACUGACUUUGCCGCCCCCUGUCAUCCUACGGUCGUUUACAGGACAACCUAACAAUAGAAACCAUCCUUGCCUGCCUCCUUGGCUGCUUGCCCAGGGCUCCUCUCAAAUCUUUAUAAACAGGAAUGUCCAAGAAGCCACUAGCCUCUCUUGAACCCCGGCCAGAUUACCAGUCACCAAGUUGGGCUGGAGAGAUGGCUCAGUGGUUAAGAGCAUUGCCUGCUAUUCCAAAGGUCCUGGGUUCAAUUCCCAGCAACCACAUGGUGGCUCACCAGUCACCAAGUUGAGGGAAAGUUUCCCGGCAUUUGGGGAAACAAGGAAAGCAUAGUGCUUCUCCUAGGAAAAAGCAAUUCUGCUGUUAAAAUGAAAAUUUAAAAAAAAUGAGAGAAGAUACUAGAAAACUAUUUUCCCUCCUAUGUGUAUCGUUCACUGUCUGGCUGCCAAGAGGAGGCAAGGUGACAGCUACCGAGGCCCCAGAACUCUCUCAGAGGCAUCAAGGGGACAUAGAAGAAGGAGGGGCUCUCCAGCUGUUUUGGGCAAAGCCCUUGUUUAAAUUCCUAUGUUUCCUUGGUACCCCUAGGAAUAUUACCAGGGAAGAACUGCAGAAAAGCCCUGCCUUCCUCAGGGUCUAGCCUGGGGUCUCUACUGAGUAGAUCCAUAAUAGGUUGUCUUCCAUUUUUUUUUUUUUACACAGAUAAGAUAUGCUCAGGAUCAGAUACCGAGACUCAUAGACAUGUUGCUGCAUUAAAAUAUAUCCAUGUGUGUGCACGUUCAUCUAUACGUGUGUGCACGCGUGUGUGUAUACAUGAGUGUGUGUAUACAUGUGUGCAUAUGCGUGUCUAUGUGUGGGCAUAUGCAUGUGUGUGUACAUGCUUAUAGGAUGGUGAAGAAAUGUCCUAAAGAAAAGUAAGGAAAUGAGAAAUGUGUAGGAAGUUUGGGUCUUCCUGCCCCGCUGGCAGUUGUCUGGCAGGAGGACGGAGCUUACAUCAUCAGCCUAAGGGACAGGCAUGAGAAGUCAGUACAGGAAGGUAAAGGCUCAGAGGUCAGUCUCUGCCCCCUGACCCAUCUCUGGGUCCUUCUGCUGGCAUUUGGAUGGUACUGGUGGAUAGAAAGGAAGGCUUGGGAAGGAAGAAGUGACAGGAUACUUGGGAAACCAUGAUGCCCCCCCUCCCUGCCCCGCCAACACAUUUCAUUCAUUAUGAUUCUCUGUCCUUCUAGUUAAGGGAUUUAUUUGUUUUCUGAAAUGAGUGUUUUUGAAUUAGAAACUCUGAGACCAGCCUUUGAAUGGUGAGGUUUUCAGACGGGAAAAGGGACAUAAUAUGUGUAACUUGUUUUCAAUAAAAUCUGCCUCUAC